This is a messenger RNA of Mytilus trossulus (common blue mussel), 952 nucleotides long. RefSeq lists its product as uncharacterized. NCBI's taxonomy places the organism in Eukaryota, Metazoa, Mollusca, Bivalvia, Mytilida, Mytilidae. The transcript is spliced from 3 exons. Gene Ontology annotation, cellular component: membrane. Bases 59 to 562 code for a protein of 167 amino acids. The record is from RefSeq and is a predicted model, not a curated record.
UGUAUCAUGUUCAUGGAAGGAAGAAACGAGAUUUCGACGAGUUUGUCGUUGGUUGAAAAUGACGAAAAUAUAUGAUAUUCCGGAAUAUAUACUAGUAUCUUACGUGUUAUUUUGGUUUGGAUUUUUCUUCCAUUUCAUUGGAUUUGUUGCACCAAACUGGUAUAGCUACACAAAGUAUGGUAACACUACUAUAUAUGGCGGUAUUUGGAGAACCUGUGAUAAAAUUAUUGGAUGUCAGGAUAUAAUUGAUGGGGACGUAUCUUCAUGGAUGGAAGCUACUCAGACAUUUGAAAUAUUCGGGUUUCUCAUCCUUCUUGUGACAGCAGCCAUUUUUACCGCCAAAUUAUGUCGUUUUGAAAACAAAACGGACAAAUAUACGUGGAUAAUUAUUGGACUUUUAUUCACCAGCUGCUUUUUCGUCAUGCUUGGAUUUAUCAUAUUUGCAUCGGCCGCUCCAGCAAUUAUUCAAACGAACAUGGACUUUGCCUUCGGUAUGAUCAUUGUGGCGGCAAUAUUCUUAGUGCUUAGUGGAAACUUUUUUGUUUUAGAUGCCACAAAGUAGCCUUUGAUAAAACCAACAUUAUUACGGGUGGAAACAAAUUAUUUGUAUAAGACUGAAUUCUGUACUUCGUUUGAGCUCUUUUGAUUAUUAAGAUAAUAACAAUAAUUCAGAAAUAGCAACAAUUUAAAGGCAUGUCCUUUCAAAGUGGUCAACAAUAGACUAACCUACAUGUAUCAUACCAGUUCCUUUUAAAGUGGUCAGCAAUAUACUAACCUACAUGUAUCAUACCGGGUCCUUUUAAAGUGGUCAGCAAUAUAUUAACCUACAUGUAUCAUAUCAAGAUUGUGGUACAAAAAUUAAUUCACUUUUCAUUCACAGAUUCUAAUAGUAAACUUGUUUAUUACAUCCAUACAUAUAAUGUCAUUGUAACAAGCAGCAAUUGAUUCGAUU